UCUCGACGUUUGGCGAACCUCCUUCUUUUCCGGUACGCUCAUUUGGGUGACCGUGUCUUUUAGUUUUAGCUGCAGUUGAAUCUUUCUCCAUCUUCCACAAUGAAGAUUUAUAAGGAUAUUUUCACCGGGGAUGAGAUGUUCUCUGAUACCUACAAAAUCAAGCUGGUAGAUGAUGUGCUAUAUGAAGUAUAUGGCAAGUUAAUUACCCGCAAAUCAGGUGAUGUCGAAAUUGCUGGUUUUAAUCCUUCUGCUGAGGAAGCUGAUGAAGGCACUGAUGAGGCCGUAGAAUCUGGCGUAGAUGUCGUAUUGAAUCAUCGCCUUCAGGAAACAUUUGCCUUUGGAGAUAAGAAAUCUUAUACGUUAUACCUUAAAGAUUACAUGAAAAAAUUAGUAGCAAGGUUGGAAGAAAAGGCACCUGAUCAAGUAGAGGUGUUUAAAACAAAUAUGAACAAAGUUAUGAAAGAUAUCCUAGGGCGCUUCAAAGAGCUGCAAUUUUUUACCGGAAUUUCAAUGGACAUCGACGGAAUUGUCGGCCUCAUGGAAUACCGUGAAAUCGAUGGCGAAUCUGUGCCUGUACUCAUGUUCUUCAAGCAUGGUCUUGAAGAAGAGAAAUUCUAAGAAAUUCCUUAGAUAUUCAAUAAAUUCUGGACAAAUUUUGUAAACAGAAAAUCAAGACUGCACACAUGCUGAAAAGCUGUGAAAUUUAGUUAAAAAUUGAAACGAAUCAGUUCGACUUCCAAUCUUAAUUUGCAAUGCAAUUACUUUAAUAGUAUAUUAAAUAAAAUCUCCGUUAGCGAUUACUUGAUAAAGAAUUGUACAUACUCUGUAUAACGUGAAGGAAAGUGGCAACAGAAUUUUUUAUAGCAAUGUAUUAAAAAUCAGUUGCGAGAUGUAUGUAACAAUGUUAUUCGUUUUUUUUUUUUUUUUGUCAUUCGUGUUAGACAAUCUUAUUUAUAUCAAAAAAUAGUAACAAAAAUGGAAGAUGGGGAAAGAACUUGCAGUGAUGGACUUACAUCAAUGAUGUAAUGUUUACAAUUACGUUAAUGUCCAUAUCAAUGAACAACAAUUUCUGAACUAUAUUCGACUUAAUGUCCAUCGUAAAUAAAAAUUUUUUCCACAGUU
Molecule: messenger RNA, 1122 nt
Organism: Pogonomyrmex barbatus (red harvester ant)
Lineage: Eukaryota; Metazoa; Arthropoda; Insecta; Hymenoptera; Formicidae
Gene: Tctp
Product: translationally controlled tumor protein
Cellular component (GO): cytoplasm
Molecular function (GO): calcium ion binding
Source: RefSeq, a predicted model, not a curated record